Molecule: messenger RNA, 1262 nt
Organism: Lactuca sativa (garden lettuce)
Lineage: Eukaryota; Viridiplantae; Streptophyta; Magnoliopsida; Asterales; Asteraceae
Gene: FUS5
Product: Proteasome component (PCI) domain protein
Cellular component (GO): COP9 signalosome
Source: RefSeq, a predicted model, not a curated record
UCGACAUACAACCGAGGAAAUCCCAAUAGAUACCGUAAAGAGAGGAGAGUGAAAGGGCACCCAAAAACCCCUAAAACCACUUCUGAUUUCGAACCCUAAUUUGGUAAAACUCUUUGAAUUUUCUAGACCUACUAUUGAUUCCGAUAAUUAGUUCUACUAAGGUGUGAUCUCGCACUGUAGAGAUCGUCUUCGUCGUCAUGGAUAUCGAACAAAAGCAAGCGGAGCACAUCGACCACUUCGUCAAACAAGCGUCCACCAUAAAGGGUUCAUCAUCAUAUCUCGCAAAUGUCAUCGUGGAAGCCACCUCACACCCUUCUCUCUUUGCGUUCUCCGAGAUUCUUUCUCUCCCUAAUAUUCUCGAGCUUCAAGGAACAGAGCAUUCUAUAUACCUGGAUUUGCUUCAGAUGUUUGCUCAUGGAACAUGGAGUGAAUACAAGAGUAGUGCUAGUAAUCUUCCACAGUUGACACCAGAUCAGAUCCUCAAGUUAAAGCAACUCACUAUGCUCACACUUGCUGAAGCCAACAAGGUACUCUCAUAUGAUGUGUUGAUGCAUGAAUUGGAUGUUGUAAAUGUUCGUGAGCUUGAAGAUUUUCUCAUCAACGAGUGCAUGUAUGUGGGUAUAGUAAGGGGCAAGCUAGAUCAGCUUCGAAGAUGUUUUGAGGUGCAAUUUGCAGCAGGAAGGGAUCUGAGGCCUGGACAAUUGGGGAAUAUGAUUCACACUUUAUCAGAUUGGCUGGGUACAUCAGAUAAUUUGUUGAUUUCAAUUCAAGACAAGAUAAAAUGGGCAGACACGAUGAGUGAAUUGGACAAGAAACAUAAAAAAGAGAAUGAAGAAAGACUGGAAGAAGUCAAGAAUGCUCUCUCUCUCAAGAAGUUACAAACUGUGAGCAGGCUGACAUGGACUUCCGAGGGCACGGGCUUUUUGCUGAACCUGGUGGAGUAAUGGAUUAUGAUGAAGACCGCCGAUCCAAGAGGAGACGACAUCCGAUGGGGUGAGAUGGUUAGCGAGACGUUUAAUUAAAGAAGGAGAGUCAUGAGUCGGGGCUAGCCAGUUGUUUUUUUCUUCUUCUUCUGAAAGUGAUGAACCGUUUUGAACUUUGGAGUUUGGGUUAUGAAAUACAUUUAAUGGGUCUGUAAUUAGAUCGAUGUUUUUGUAGCCUUGUCACACCCUUUUCUUUGAAAGGCCAUUUAUGUCUUGCAUAUACUCCUCUCCACAUCUUGUUUCAUAUUUUUGAGUGAAAAAAAACAGUUUUUUGUUCUA